Messenger RNA from Cloeon dipterum, 3734 nucleotides. RefSeq names its product vinculin (gene Vinc). The transcript has 15 exons. Gene Ontology annotation, molecular function: actin filament binding; beta-catenin binding; alpha-catenin binding. Gene Ontology annotation, cellular component: adherens junction; focal adhesion; plasma membrane. Lineage: Eukaryota; Metazoa; Arthropoda; Insecta; Ephemeroptera; Baetidae. Bases 146 to 2965 code for a protein of 939 amino acids. The record is from RefSeq and is a predicted model, not a curated record. Gene Ontology annotation, biological process: cell adhesion.
GUGCCGUAAAUAGACGACUGAUCGGCGCUUCGAACUCGGGAGUGAGGUGCAGGCUGUGCUCGCGUUCUCGUCCGUCUGUGAUUUUGUUUAUUUUCUCGCUGCUCGGACUGGGAUGCGGUAACCGACCCGAGUACCCGACACCAAGAUGCCCGUCUUCCACACAAAGACCAUCGAGAGCAUUUUGGACCCUGUCGCCCAGCAGGUGUCCCGACUGGUGAUCCUCCAUGAGGAAGCCGAAGAUGGCAACGCCAUGCCGGACCUGGAGCGUCCGGUGCAGGCGGUCAGCAGGGCGGUGGCCAACCUUGUCAAGGUGGGUCGCGACACGAUCAACUCGAGCGACGACGCCAUCCUGAAGCAGGACAUGCCCGCCGCCCUGCACAGGGUGGAGGGCGCGUCCCGGCUGCUCGAGGACGCGUCCAGCAUGCUCAAGCACGACCCCUACUCAGGUCCUGCUCGCAAGAAGCUGAUCGAGGGCUCCAGGGGCAUCCUGCAGGGCACGUCGGCCCUGCUGCUCUGCUUCGACGAGUCUGAGGUGCGCAAGAUCAUCAGGGAGUGCAAGAAGGUGCUCGACUACCUGGCCGUAGCUGAAGUCAUCGAGACCAUGGAGGACCUCGUGCAGUUCCUCAAGGACCUCAGUCCCUGCCUCAGCAAAGUGUCGAGGGAAGUGAGCGCACGAGAGAAAGAACUCACCCACCAAGUGCACAGGGAGAUCCUUGUCAGGUGCCUCGAGCAGGUCAAAACCCUGGCUCCGAUCCUCAUCUGCAGCAUGAAAAUCUUCAUCCACAUCAUCUCGCAGGGUGGAAAAGGCGCUGACGAGGCAGCCGAGAACAGGAACUACCUGGCACAGAGGAUGACGGACGAGAUCAACGAGAUAAUUCGAGUGCUGCAGCUUACCACCUACGACGAGGAGGAGUGGGACGCUGACGACCUGACCGUGAUGAAGAAGGCGCAGAACGCCAUUGACUCGAAAAUGCAGGCCUCGCACGACUGGCUUGGGGAUCCGCUGGCUCUGCAGGGCGGCAUUGGGGAGAAAUCCGUGCGGCAAAUCCUGGGCCACGCGCACAAAGUGGCUGAGCGGUCGCUGCCUGGCGAUGCAGGCGACGUUCGCAAGCUCGUGGGCGACAUCACCGCGAUGACGGACGCCCUUUGCGAGCUGCGAGCGUCCGGCAAAGGCGCCACUCCGCAGGCGCAGUCGCUCAGCCACGGCAUCCACGAGAAACUGUGCGAGCUGCAGCGGCUGGUCGGACGCUCGGUCAGCGGCGUCGAGCGCUGCGGCAUGGCCCAGCCGGCGCACACCGUCUCUGGCCGUCUCGAGCAGGCCAGGCGCUGGCUCGCGCAUCCGGACAGGGACGACCGCGGACUCGGACAACGCGCCAUCGCACUCAUCGUCGAGGAGGGCAAAAAGGUGGCGGAGGGGCUGCCUGGGGCGCACAAGGCCGAAAUCCUGGGCCUGUGCGACGAGGUGGACGUGCUGUCGCGCCAGCUGGGCGAGCUUUGCCGCGCCGGCCAAGGCAACAGCGAACACGCGCUCGCAAUCGCACGCAACCUCUCGCAGAAGCUCUACGAGCUGAAGACGCGCAUCCAGAACGCGGUCGUCAACCGCGUCGUCGAGGAUUUCAUCGACGUCAACACUCCCCUCAAGCUGUUCACCGACGCCGUUCUCGCCCCUGAAGGAACUCCAAACCGGGAUGUAAACUUCCUGGACAGGGCACAGCAGCUGCGUCAGUUCAGCGACAGGGCGGCGCGAACUGCGAGAAUGGUGGCCGCCGGAGGAAGCGGUGGCAACAAGAAGCUGGCCGAGGCGCUCAUCUCGGCCGCCAACCAAAUGGAGAGUCUCACGCCGCAACUCGUGCACGCCGGACGCAUCAGGAUGAGCUACCCUGAGAACAAGGCCGCCGACGAGCACUUUGAAAAUUUGCGCGCGCAGUAUGCCGACUCGGUGUUGCGGGCGCGCGCCUUGUGCGACGAAGCCACCGACAGCGCAGAGUUCAUCCGGCUGUCCGAGGAGCAGAUGCAGAAGCACGCCAUUCUCUGCGAGGAGGCCAUCAGGAACAGGCAGCCGCAGAAGAUGGUGGACAACACCACCAUGGAGGCCCGCCUCGCCAACAGGGUGCUUGCGGUCGCCAAACAGGAGUCGGACAACUCCGAGGACCCGCUCUUCAUCGACCGGCUCAACCGCGCCUCCGAAAACUUGCAGGGCUGCGUGGCUCCACUCGUGAUGGCGGCCAAAUCGGUCGCGGUCAGCCCGGAUGACCACACUGCCAUUUCCAGGUGGAGAGAUGCUAACAAAGCUUUGCUGAAGUCCGUCGGCGAAGUGCGGCAGGCAGUGACCGUGACUCCUGAAGUGCCUCCGCCUCCAGACAUGAGUGCCCUGAGUUUGCACGCACAAAGGGACGCUGACCUUAACAAUAGAUUCAACGUUGACUUAAACAAAAUAUUUGCCUUCACCAAAGAGUACAUGUCCCCCGUGCAGCAGGAAGAGCGCGCUCCGCCCAGACCACCGUUGCCUGGCGGCGAACUGCCGCCCCCAAGACCACCCCCGCCCGAGACGGACGACGAGGACGACAUGUUCAUGCACGCCCCGCAACCCAACCAACCCAUCAUGAUGGCUGCCCACGGUCUGCACCAAGAGGUGCGUCAGUGGUCGAGCAAGGACAACGAGAUCAUCGCCGCGGCCAAGAAAAUGGCGCUGCUGAUGGGCCGGCUGUCGCAGCUGGUGCGCGGCGACCACGGUGGCUCCAAGAGAGACCUGAUCGCAUGCGCCAAGGCCAUCGCCGAGGCCAGUGAGGAGGUCACCAGACUGGCCAAGGAGCUUGCCAGGGACUGCACCGACAAGAGGAUGCGCACCAACCUGUUGCAAGUGUGCGAGAGAAUCCCGACCAUCGGAACUCAGCUCAAAAUUCUGUCGACCGUCAAAGCCACGAUGCUGGGUGCACAAGGUGAUCUCAUUGGAUGCAGUAAGUAAAUUACCAGCAGCUGGGCAAAUCACACCAAAGUGGCCCUCGCUCAAUUCCUACUAAGUUUAACAAACCCAGGCAGCUCCUGACUCUUGAUUAAAACCAAAGGAGCGCCAAUAAUGUGGUUUAAAGAAGAAGGGAAAUGAUUCGGUCACUCUCCGACGCUCUGAAACCAUUGGAGCCGAAUCUAGGGUCGCCAGCCGACUGCCAAUUAAUAGGCAAUUUUGGAAAUAGAGAAAUUAAAUUUUAAAGAGUAAAGUCAAAUGAUUUUUAGCAAUUUACGUUGUGAUUUUGAGUAGAGAAGUGCUGUUUACAGCUGUGCCCGUGCGCACCUCACCUGCUCCACCUUGUAGCUUUCUUCCCAUCAAAAAGGGGCACUUUUUGAACGCGAAUUUCUCGGAUUGAGACGCGGAUGGCUUCAGUAAUUUUGACACAGAGCCGCUAACGAAAGCUCAUUUUACACAGAGAAAGAUAAGACCAAAAUGAUUCACUCGGGAAGAGCUGGACCUUUCUAAUAUUUAAUGUGAUUUAACCGGUUUUUGGCUAUUAAAUUAAAAAAUUUAACUGUCAGAUGGUCUAGAAAAAUUUACUUCUUGACUUUUGGUGGCUGGCAACCCUGGAAUCUAGAGCGUCGGCCCUUAUUGCCUCGCCCAUCGAGCAGGUUGUCCCUUAUUCGCGGCAUGCCUGGCUCCCUCAGCUGCAUUGUGGUGCAUGCUUGUCUUAUUCCCACCGAACGCUGCGACGCCGGAGCCUCUCACUGAACGCGGCCGUUUUUCU